ACCGCGAAGGUGCCUCUACAUCGGGUUGGGUUGGUGUUCAAGCUCUGUCAAAAUGGUCCACUCCAUAUCGCUGUGGAGCGUGGUACUCGUGGCCGUCUGUUCGCUCAUGGCAGCGGUUGAAAGCAAGGAAGUUGUCUGUUACUACGGUACGUGGGCCACCUAUCGCCAGGGCAAUGGAAAGUUCGCCACCGAGGACAUUGAUCCGUUCCUGUGCACCCAGCUCAACUACGCCUUCUUCGACAUCAAGCCGGAUGGUUCGAUCAGCAUUACGGACGACUAUCUCGCCCUCCCGUCCGGCCUUAACGCGAUCGGCAAGUUCUACGAGCUGAAGCAGCGAAACCCGGCCCUGAAGACGGUGGCCGCGAUUGGUGGCUGGAACGCCGGUACUGCCAACUUCAAGACGGUGGCCGCCAAUCCUCAGCUGCGUGCUACCUUCGCGAGAAACGCAGUCUCGUUCCUGCAGCAGCAUCGAUUCGACGGUAUGGACAUUGACUGGGAGUAUCCGAGACCAGAGGACAAGUCGAACUUUGUGCUGUUCCUCCGGGAGCUGGCGAACGCGUUCGCACCGUACAACUAUCUGCUAACGAUUGCGGUGGCGGCUCCCGAGUCAGCGGCCAACGAGGCGUACGACAUUUCGGCCAUCUCGGGCAUCGUCAACUACAUUAACCUGAUGACGUACGAUAUGCAUGGCAACUAUGGCGUGACCAGACAUCAGGCCCCGAUCAAUCAAGGACCGUCCUCGAUCGAUGACUCGAGUUACAAGCAGCAGCUCAACGUGGAAGCUGUGGUGAAGUACUGGCUGAGCCGGGGUGCUCCGGCCAGCAAGCUCACCUUGGGCAUUCCGCUGUACGGUCGCACGUUCAGGCUGUCCAACCCGAGCUUCGAUGGCGUUGGUGCGCCUGUCAGCGGCGUUGGCUCUCCUGGCCAAUACACGCAAGAGGCCGGCUCGCUGGGAUACAACGAAAUAUGUGAAGCUGCAUUCCCGCGGAAGUAUUUCGACUCGGCCCAGAUUGCGGCGUACGCUUCCGGCAACGGUGAGUGGGUCAGCUACGACAGUGUGGAUGUCGUCAACCAGAAGUGCAACGUGAUCGCGAAGUACGGACUCGGCGGAGGCAUGGUGUGGUCGAUUGAGCAGGAUGACUUCCGGGGCAUUUGCGGUCCCAAGUUUACGCUGCUGAGCACCCUGAACCGGUGCGUGAACAAUAAUGGUCCCGCGCCCGCUACCACUACCACGCGCGCGACUGCUGCACCGACAACGAGGGCUCCGACCACUACGACCAAAGCGGCCGCUUCCGGCUCUGGUUCCUUCGUUUGCACCCGGGACGGGUACUUCCGGGAUCCGUAUGACUGCAACAAGUACUACCGGUGCUACUCCGGGUAUAAGUAUUCCUUCAACUGUCCGACGGGUCUGUACUUUAACGAGGACUACGUGACCUGCGAUUGGCCCUACAAUGUUAGAUGCUAAGAUGCUGCUAGUGCGAUGAAGCAAUAAAGGAUAUUUGCAUUUGUUCGUUAACUUUAAAU
Molecule: messenger RNA, 1524 nt
Organism: Anopheles stephensi (Asian malaria mosquito)
Lineage: Eukaryota; Metazoa; Arthropoda; Insecta; Diptera; Culicidae
Product: chitinase-3-like protein 1
Exons: 2
Coding region: 53-1465 (470 amino acids)
Biological process (GO): chitin catabolic process; carbohydrate metabolic process
Cellular component (GO): extracellular region
Molecular function (GO): chitinase activity; chitin binding
Source: RefSeq, a predicted model, not a curated record